AAGUGCUUUUAUUUGCUUUAGGAGCUUCUCUUUUUAUAUUAAAGAUCUCCCAAGAAGCCCAGCUUUUGCCUUCACUCCUGAGGCUGGCUGCAAAGAGGUUUGCAGUUUGGCUCUGCAGGCUUCCCUAGCAAAGUUCCCCAGAGGGGGGACCCCUGAGUCCUGCCCCUCUUCGGAGUCCCACUUAGCACGGUGUUCUCUCCCAGGGUGGAGUUGCCAUCGGAGCUGGCAUUAGCGGGCUGCCUUCUCCAGGGAUACAGUUCCCAGAGUCCCCAGGGUGCGGCCAGGUGUGGUGGUCCAUGUUGGACUUGUCCCUUUUCCUGAUUAAAGACGUGGGUUUUUCUGACUACUUUGGUAGCUCUGGGUUAUUUCCAAAUUAACAAGACCAGAGAGGGGGUUGGACUCCAUCUCCAAGAAGAGCCAACAUUUAGAGAAACUUCCUGGGUGCCAGGCACCAUCCUGAGGGCUUUACAAUUCCCAACUCAGUGACCCUGAGCCAGUCAUUUCACCUACUUCUCCCUGAUGUUCCGUCUCUGGACAAUGAGGUCACAAGAGCAGCUCCCUCUCAGGGCCGAAAACCCUCUUUACUCCCUUCACUGAGUCACCAAAUUCUGUGGAAGAGGAAGAAGUUCUUUGGGAUGCUUAAGGCGAAGGUAGUGCAACAAGCCACAGACUAGAGGGCGUCUCGGAGCCGGGUCUGACCGAGAAAUACAUAGAAAUUGUUCCUAAACUACAGGAAGUGGGGCUUUUCCGGUCUGGGGGCGCUGCUAUUAGGAUCAAUACGGCACCGGAGCCAGCCCUCCUCGGGCCCCUCAUUCAGGACCAGCACCAGCCUGUCCGCCUCAGUUUGGUCCUCCCUGAAAUGAGGAGUUCGCGCUCAGGGGCUUCUUGGGUCUCUUCUCACCCUCGGUCUGUGUUCUCAGAAACGCUUCCGUGGUUCUUUCCAUAGCUGCCUCCUAUAUCACAGGAAGGAGGUCCAGGAGGAUCAAAGCUAAAAAUACCAGAAAAGAAAGGAAAGGAAAAGGACCCGGCUGCAUCCAGGGAGUCUAGGAACACUUGGUGCGUGGCCUCUCCUCCAUCCGGGCUCCAAACCUAGGGGACCAGGAAGUAAGACUCCAUUUCCCAGAAUGCCUCUGGCAUUGUAGAAGACUUCAUUUCCCAGCAUGCGUGGUUCCUAACCACCCAAGUCAUGGCACUUCCUCCUACGACAGUCCCAAGGCUUGCUGGGAAACUAGUAAGGCCAAUCUCUUCUGGAGUACUCAUACUUCUGUUCUUUGGGACUUUCUUCAUUGAGGGAAAGGGGAGGGAGUUAGUGCACAGGCGCAGCAGGAGCGCCCUGCUCUGGCAUAGGAGACUUUCUCCUCCCAAAUUCCUAGGGAGCGAGAAGCCCCGGGUGGACCAAUUGCCGGUGCACAAGGAAGAAGUCUCCCCACCUUGGGACUCCCACCCCUUAAAAGACCACUGUUUGUCCGAAGCAGAAACUCUAGAGCCAGAGGGAAUGGCCCCCAGCACCCAGAGGCCCCCAUCCCAGGGGUCAAUAACAUUCAAGGAUGUGGCUGUGGACUUCACCCAGGAGGAGUGGCGCCUGUUGGACCAUUCUCAGGAAGAGCUGUACAGGGAGGUGAUGCUAGAGAAUGUGCAGAAUCUACUCUUCGUGGAGGCAGAGACUAAUUUUGAAGUGAAGGAGAUGUCUACAAAGCUGAGCCUUUUUCUGGAAGGAUCUGGCCCUUCAAGAGGCAUGAAUAAGGGUCCCUGUGACUUCAUUUUGAGAGAAAUCUGUGAUUCUGUUAUCAAGCUAUAUAAAAAUCCAGAGAGUGACUGUGAAUUUGAAGCAAUUGGAGAGAAAUUCGGCCAACAUUCAGUCCUAAAUCAGUAUAUGAAAUUGACCUCAGGAAAUGACUGUUUUCAGGAUAGUGAGUACACCAAAUGCUUCCCUGAAAAAGUAGGAUUUAAUCAGUCACAUGAGAAACCUCCUGAAAUGCCCAUGUAUCAAGGAAACCUACACAGAAUCACCUAUAGCUUGAGUUUAGACCUCAGAAGACAUCCAAAGAGUAAACAUAUAGAGAUGCUUUCUUUGAGUAAUAAAGAGAUGAGACCUUUCAGUCAGAACUGUGAGCUUGGUUUAUAUCAAAAAAUCCAGUCUAAAGAGAGACCUUAUGAAUGUAAAGAAUGUGGAAAGGCUUUCUCAUUGAGGGGUAGUCUUGCUAGACAUCAGAGAAUCCACACUGGAGAGAAACCUUAUGAAUGUACACACUGUGGAAAGGCUUUCACACAGAGUGGCUCUCUUGUUGAACAUCAAAGCAUCCACACUGGAAAGAGAUUUCAUGAAUGUAAACAGUGUGGGAAGACUUUCACAAGGAGGGGUGGUCUUGCUAUCCAUCAGAGAAUCCACAGUGGAGAGAAACCUUAUGAAUGUACACACUGUGGAAAGGCUUUCACACAGAGGAGUCAUCUUGCUAAGCAUCAAAGCAUCCACACUGGAGAGAGACUUCAUGAAUGUAAACAGUGUGGAAAGGCUUUCACAGGGAAGGACACUCUUGCUAAGCAUCAGAGAAGCCACAGUGGAGAGAAACCUUAUGAAUGUAAACAAUGUGGAAAGGCUUUCACACUGAGGGGGAGUCUUGCUGCACAUCAGAGAGUCCACACUGGAGAGAAACCUUAUGAAUGUACAGAAUGUGGAAAGGCUUUCACACAGAGGGGCCAACUUGCGGCACAUCAGAGAAUCCACACUGGAGAGAAACCUUAUGAGUGUACACAAUGUGGAAAGGCUUUCACAUGGAAGGGAUAUCUUGGUAAACAUCAGAGAAUCCACACUGGAGAGAAACCUUAUGAAUGUACAAAGUGUGGAAAGUCUUUCACAUGGAGGGGAUAUCUUGCUAAACAUCAGAGAAUCCACACUGGAGAGAAACCUUAUGAAUGUACACAAUGUGGAAAGGCUUUCACGGAGAGGGGCUCUCUUGCUGCACAUCACAGAGUCCACACUGGAGAGAAACCUUAUGAGUGUACACAAUGUAGAAAAGCUUUCACAUGGAGAGUAGAGCUUUGCAAACAUCAGAAAAUCCACAGUGGAGAGAAACCUUAUGAGUGUACACAAUGUGGAAAGGCUUUCAAACGGAGGGGCCAGCUUGCUGCACAUCAGAGAAUCCAUACUAGAGAGAAACUUCAUGAUUGUAAUUAAUUCAGAUAGCAUUUAACUCCACAGUUGCUUCAUGUCACAAAAUCCCCACUGGAGAGAAACUCCAUGAGUGAGGCUGAGCUUAUAGUUGCCACUCGGAGCUUAUUUAAAAGAGGAUCCACACUAGAGAGAAUGGAAUAUGUUCAAGGUGGUAAGGCUUUCAGGCCACAAUCAUCUCUUAUUCCCAAGUGAGAAUUCCUUUUGGAUAGAAAUCUUAUUCCUGUCAUGAAUGAAGAAAGAAAUUGAAAUGGAGAAUCCAGAGCUUGUUCAAUGUGAGAAAAUGUCUUCUGAAAAGAUCAGUUCCAGAUGGAUUUCCUGUAGGAAGGCUUUCAGCCAGAAAUCAUCUCUUCAUAUCAGGCAAUUCAUAAUGAAAAAAACCCUAAUGAAUGUGUUCAAGUUUUCCUCAGGAGGAGAGUGAUCAAUAUCAUUUGGAGAAAUACAAAUGAUAACAAGGCUGAGGGACCAGCCCACAUCUAUUAGAUUGCCUAUUCUGACAGAAGGAAAGUGACAAAAGUUGGAGGAUAUGUGGCAAGAUUGAAAAAGAAAUGAACUCUUGGGGUUAUGAACUAAUUGAGCCAUUCCUGAGAGAUCAAUUUGAAACUAUGUCCAUAGGGCAUUAAAAAAGGAAAAGGGGCUAUAUAUAGUAAAAAUGCAAAACACUUAAAUGUGCUCUUUUUGGAGUGACAAAAGAAUUGGAAAUUAAGAGGAAACUCAUCAUUUGGGAAAUGGCUAAGCAAAUGGUAGCAUAUGAUUGUAAUGGAAUCCUAGUAUUUUAUCAUUAAUAAAGAGGAGGAGUUCAGAAAAA
Monodelphis domestica (gray short-tailed opossum) is the source of this 3977-nucleotide messenger RNA. RefSeq lists its product as uncharacterized. Lineage: Eukaryota; Metazoa; Chordata; Mammalia; Didelphimorphia; Didelphidae. Gene Ontology annotation, biological process: regulation of transcription by RNA polymerase II. Gene Ontology annotation, molecular function: DNA-binding transcription factor activity, RNA polymerase II-specific; RNA polymerase II cis-regulatory region sequence-specific DNA binding. The record is from RefSeq and is a predicted model, not a curated record.